Molecule: messenger RNA, 2106 nt
Organism: Debaryomyces hansenii CBS767
Lineage: Eukaryota; Fungi; Ascomycota; Pichiomycetes; Serinales; Debaryomycetaceae
Gene: GSY1
Product: glycogen (starch) synthase
Exons: 1
Coding region: 1-2106 (701 amino acids)
Biological process (GO): glycogen biosynthetic process
Cellular component (GO): cytoplasm
Molecular function (GO): alpha-1,4-glucan glucosyltransferase (UDP-glucose donor) activity
Source: RefSeq, a predicted model, not a curated record
AUGACUAGGGACAUUAAAAAUCAUUUACUUUUCGAAGUGGCCACGGAAGUGGCACACAAGGUUGGAGGGAUCUAUUCGGUGUUGAAAUCGAAGGCCCCUAUUACCGUUGCUGAGUAUAGGGAACGGUAUACGUUGAUAGGGCCAUUGAAUUAUAAUUCAGCUCAGAUUGAGGUGGAGGAGUUGCCAGUAAAGGAUCCGUUGAUCUUGAAGGCUUUGGAUUCAAUGAGUGAGAGGGGGAUCAGAUGGUUAUACGGGCGUUGGUUGAUUGAAGGGGCACCUAGAGUGUUAUUGUUCGAUAUCCAUUCGGCAGGACACCAUCUUAAUGAGUGGAAAGCAGACUUGUGGAAUAUUGCGGGUAUUCCAACCCCAGAGCACGAUCAAGAAAGUAGCGAGGCUAUUUUAUUGGGAUACUUAGUUGCAUGGUUUUUGGGUGAGUUGGUGUACCAUGAUCGUGAAAGAGCUGUUAUUUGUCAUUGUCACGAAUGGUUGGCCGGGAUUGCAUUGCCAUUGUGCCGUAAGAGAAGAAUUGAUGUCACUACAGUUUUCACUACUCAUGCCACUUUGCUCGGAAGAUAUUUGUGUGCUGGGUCCACUGAUUUCUAUAACAACUUAGCCAAUUUUGAUGUGGACGCUGAAGCAGGAAAGAGAGGUAUUUACCAUCGUUAUUGUAUUGAGAGGUCUGCUACACACUCGGCAGAUGUUUUCACCACCGUUUCUCAUAUCACUGCUUUUGAAGCUGAACAUUUAUUGAAAAGAAAGCCUGAUGGUGUCUUGCCAAAUGGUUUGAAUGUGGUCAAGUUCCAAGCAGUCCAUGAAUUCCAAAACUUGCAUGCGUUGAAGAAGGAAAAAAUCAAUGAGUUCGUUAAAGGUCACUUUUACGGAAAUUAUGAUUUCGAUUUGGAUAAUACUUUAUACUUCUUUAUUGCCGGUAGAUACGAAUUUAGAAAUAAGGGCUGUGACUUUUUCGUUGAAUCAUUGGCUAGAUUAAAUCAUAGAUUGAAGGAGGCUGGAUCGAAAAUGACCAUCGUUGCCUUCAUUAUUAUGCCUGGUAAAACUAACUCAUAUACUGUUGAAACCUUGAAGGGUCAAGCUGUUAUCAAGCAAUUGGAAGGCACCAUUGAGGAGGUCCAAAAGAAGGUCGGUGAAAGAUUAUUUGAGCAUUGCGCUAGAUUUCCAAAUAAUCACUCAACCACAACCGCCAAUGGAAAUGAAGUUCCAUCCAUUGAUGAUUUGAUUAAACCGGCCGAUAGGGUUUUACUAAAGAGAAGAAUCUUUGCUUUGAAGAGAGAUGGUUUACCACCAAUUGUCACCCAUAACAUGACUGACGAUUCCACAGAUCCUGUAUUGAACCAUAUUAGAAGGGUUGAAUUAUUUAACAAGCCGGAUGAUAGAGUUAAGAUCAUUUUCCAUCCUGAAUUCUUAAAUGCUAAUAACCCUAUUUUGUCGUUAGAUUACGACGAAUUUGUCAGAGGUUGUCAUUUGGGUGUUUUCCCAUCCUAUUACGAACCUUGGGGUUACACACCUGCCGAAUGUACUGUUAUGGGUGUUCCAUCUAUCACCACUAACUUGUCAGGGUUCGGUUGUUAUAUGGAGGACCUCAUUGAAAAUACUUCGGACUAUGGUAUUUACAUCGUUGACAGAAGAAUGAAAGCGGUCGAUGAGUCCAUCAACCAGUUGACUGACUAUAUGUUCGACUUUGCUGAAAAGACAAGAAGACAAAGAAUCAACCAAAGAAAUAGAACUGAAAGAUUAUCAGAUUUAUUAGACUGGAAGAGAAUGGGCUUGGAGUACAUCAAGGCCAGACAGCUAUCGUUGAAAAGAGCUUAUCCUGAUAAGUUUAAGAAUGGUGCUAACCCUUUCAACAAUACUUCCAACUUAAAAUUAACUAGACCAUUAUCUGUUCCUGGUUCCCCAAGAAGUAAGGUUGGCCUAAUGACUCCUGGUGACUUGGGCUCAUUACAAGAGGCUCAUCAAUCGUUAAAUACGGACGACUAUAUUGGAUUCAAAUUGGGAGAGAACGAAGACGAUGAUGCCACCGAAGAUGCUAAUGUCUAUCCAUUAACAUUAAGAGGUAAUUCAGUUCCACCUACUGAUGACGCAACUUGA